This is a messenger RNA of Leucoraja erinaceus (little skate), 3452 nucleotides long. Its product is annotated as proteinase-activated receptor 3-like. Gene Ontology annotation, biological process: phospholipase C-activating G protein-coupled receptor signaling pathway; positive regulation of Rho protein signal transduction; thrombin-activated receptor signaling pathway. Gene Ontology annotation, cellular component: membrane. NCBI's taxonomy places the organism in Eukaryota, Metazoa, Chordata, Chondrichthyes, Rajiformes, Rajidae. Bases 1031 to 2056 code for a protein of 341 amino acids. Gene Ontology annotation, molecular function: thrombin-activated receptor activity. The record is from RefSeq and is a predicted model, not a curated record. The transcript has a single exon.
UGGUCCACGAAUGCCGUACUGUUAUCGCACGAGGUUCCCACGAUGCUAAACUCUGGUUAACUCUUGCGUCAAGUCGCCCCGUGAGAAAGGCCAGUAAGACAGUUGUGCAGAACAGGUAGAGAAAAAUAGGCCAAAUAAAAUUCAGAUCAGUUUAGUCGCCAUUUUAUUCAACAGUGAGGCAAGAUUGAAGGAUUGUAAGGUACAGUCUGGAAACAGGCCCUUCAGCCUACUGAGUCCAUGCUGACCAUCGAUCACCCGUUCAUAUUAGUUCUAUGUUAUACCACUCUCUCAGCCUCUCUCUACACCCUGGGGGCAAUUAACCUGCCAACCUCCACAUCUUUGGGAUGUAGGAGGGAGCCGGAGCACCUGGAGGAACAUGCAAACUCCACACAGACAGGGCCUGAGGUCAGGAUCGAACCUGGGUCUCUGGCGCUGUGAGGCAGCAGCCUUCUCUAUUGCAGCUGAUUCUAUUGUGCCACCCUAUAUGACCGAGUCCUGCUUUUGCUUCUUAUGUCUUAAUAUUCUGAAUAUUUUGCAGGUUCCCCAGUUUUAAACAAAUAUUCUUGGAGAUAGUUGUAUAUUUAACGAAAGCCAAUAUUCAGAUAUCGACUGGUGAUUGGUGACCUGUUGUCUCUCACAGUGCCAGAGGUCUGGAUUUGAUCCUGACCUCAUUUGCUGUCUGUGUGGAGUUUGCACGUUCUCCCUGUGACCACGUGGGUUUCCUCCCGGUGCUCCGGUUUCCUUCCACAUCCCCAAGAAAUGUGGGUUUGUAGGUUCAUUAGCCUCUGUAAAUGACCCCUAGUGUGUAGGGAGUGGAUGAGUGUGAGAUUACAUACCACUAGUGUGAUUGAUGGUGGGCAUGGACUUGAUGGGCCGAAGGGCCUGUUUCCAUGCCGUAUCUCUAAAACUAAACGUCAAAUUGCAAGAUUGAAUUUGGACGAACAGGAAGACCAUCCUAAAUUUGAAACUCCACAUCUUUUUCUUAAUUGCAGAGUCUUCAAGACCUGAACAUGAAGAUGGUGUCAAACUAAUGGUAGAUUCAAUUAACAGUUCUGAAGCGAUUCACUGUACGCAGAAUGCAUCAGCAAGAUAUUACUUGACCAGUCCCAUUACCACGGUGGUGAUCCCGGUCAUUUCAAGCAUCAUCCUGAUCAUUGGCCUCCCGGCGAAUGUGCUGGGCCUUUGGGUUCUGGCCACCAAGGUCCAGAGGAUGCCCUCCACCAUCUUCCUGAUGAACCUGGCAACGGCCGACCUCCUCCUGAUCCUGGUGCUGCCCUUUAAAAUCCACUAUCACUUCCAGGGCAACAACUGGGUCUUCGGCGAAGCUCUGUGUCGGACGAUGACCGCCUUCUUCUACGGCAACAUGUACUGCUCCAUCCUCCUCCUCUCUUUCAUCAGCAUCGACCGCUACUUUGCCCUGGUCCAUCCACUUCACGCCAAACGCUUCCGCGCCAACGGCAUAGCGGUGGGAGCCUGCUCCAUGCUUUGGGUUCUUGUCUGCCUCUCUGUGAUACCCUUUCUCCUCCAGAGGCAGGCAUAUCCAAUCCGGGACCUAAAUAUCACGACCUGCCACGAUGUCUUGCCAGCCAGCGUGGACUCUGGCUAUUUCUUCUACUACUUUGUGUGUCUUAUUGUCGUGGAAUUCCUUGUUCCUUGCCUAGUCACUGUAUUUUGUUACGUGUCCAUAAUCAAAACCCUGAUGGUGAAUGAUCGCAAGUACGUGAAAGCUGUGAGCGCCAUCGUUUUAGCGUUGAUAGUGUAUGUGGUGUGUUUCACUCCCAGUAAGAUAAUCCUGCUCAUUCACCACUCCCGGUACCACCUUAUACAUUGCAGCGGCCUCUAUUUAUAUUACAUGAUCUUCCUGGAGCUCAGCACCCUCAAUAACUGCAUCGACCCCUUUAUCUUUUAUUACUUCUCCCAGGAGUUUUGGAGCAAACUGGGGCGUUCCCUUGUCUUUUGCAAAGAAAACCCAAAAGAUAAAGGGUCGAGAAAAUCUGCUCGGAAACGUUCUUGGCCCAAUAUGCCGUCAGCCCGCAGAGAGAACACACUAGUAUAAGAAGCACCAGUGUCUGAAGAAGGGUCUCGACCCGAAACAUCACCCAGUCCUUCUCUCCAGAGAUGCUGCCUGUCCCGCUGAGUGACUUCAGCAUUUUGUGUCUACACCAUUGCAAGGCAUGGAGCAAAGCCAGCUGAAUGUACACGGGGAAGUGGACAACUAACGUCAAGUUUUGCAACAUUAAAGUCAAUGCUGGUUAUAAAUCUUGCCUGUUUUUCCCCUUUUGUUGGAAAUGAGGAACAAGCUCAGCGACAAUAGGUUUGUGAACUUUAGUUGCACCUGCCUUUUUAUCUGCACACAUCUCGUUUUUAAUAAUGCCUGUAUACUAACCACCUUGUUCAAGGAAGUCAACUCAAGAGUCAUGUCAUGAGUGUUUUAUUUCCGUAUGUCCCAAACGGAACAAUAAAAUGCUCACUGGCAGCAGCACGACAGAAUAUGUAAGCGUAGUAGAACUCUGUAAAGAAAAUAUUAAGUGAAAAAAAAGAGUUGAGUAUUCUCGCACACCAUCUCACACACACCAUCUCACACACACCAUCUCGCACCCACGCCGCAAAAGGACAACACCAAGUCUAUAUAGUUUGGAGCUUAUUUGGAGAUUGUAGUGUUGGCUUCAAGGAAGAUGCUGUUCCUGAACCUGGACGUCACAGCUUUUGGAUUCCUGUAUCUUCUUCCUGAGGGCAGGAAUGAAAUGAGUGUGUGUCCAGGGUGGUGUGGAGUUGCCUUGAGAUGCAAGUCAUUAGAGUCUUAAAUUUUGCUGACCUUUAGUGCCAAUAAUUUCUCCAAUAAUCAGUUUUUAAAGCUGUUGCUAAUUUAUUUUUAUUUUUUAUUUUUUUUUUGUCCUACUCAUAAAAUUACUGAGGAGUUUCUCUGUCUUCUGCGAAACCAACACAGGUAACUUGUAGGUACACAAAAUUGCUGGAGAAACUCAGCGGGUGCAGCAGCAUCUAUGGAGCGAAGAAAAUAGGCGACGUUUCGGGCCGAAACCCUUCUUCAGACAACUUGUAAUUGCUCUGCCAUUUCCGUAUUUCCACUAUGACACCUCCAGUCUCAGUCUGCAAGCAAUUCGCGCUAAUGUUUGCCAAUAUUUUUCCUUGGACUGUAGAAUUUAGAGAUAGAGCAUGGAAGCUGGCUCUUCGGCCCAUCGAGUCCGCGCUGACCAGUGAUCGCCUCGUACACAAGCACUACACUGCACACCGGGGACAAUUUUUUACAAUUUACCGAAGCCAAUUAGCCUAUAAACCUGUGCGUGUUUGUAGUGUGGGAGGAAACCGGAGGACACAAAAAAAACUCACGGGGUGAACGUUCAAAUUCUUUGGUCAGGAUCAAACCCUUGACCCUGAAGCUGUAAGGCAGCAACUCUGUGCUAUCUCUACCACUGCACCACUGUGCUGUCCAA